CAUACAUAUAUGUAUGUACAUAUAUAGGAACCGAUCGUGCUCCACUUGUGCCCAUUGUUGUUCCAGGCUGCUGUCAACGUAACUCACAAUUGAAUUGUUCCUUUGUUCUUCUACUCUUGACUACCAAGCCAAAGAUCGAACCUUGAUUUCUCCUCCCCCAUCAAGCAACUUUAACUCCAUCUUCGACUUGGCAACUGCAUCUUUCACAUAAUUGGCCGUCGCUUUUGUAGUUGACCGCAAACAAACAACCAGAGACCGGACGUCGCCAUCGCCAUCGUCGUCGUCGUCAUCGUCGUUGUCGUUAUGCUGGUGCCGCCGGACAUGAUGGCCGCCCAAACGCGCAUCAUCUAUCAGAUGAAUCGAUUUUGCUCCGAACGUGUCCAGGCUCGCAUGUUUAAAACGGCCACAGCCAUACGAGAUAUCUGCAAAAUUGUCCAGGACAUACUCAAAGAGGUGGAACUGCAGGAGCCAAGAUUUAUAUCCAGCUUAGUAGAAUGCAAUGGCAGAUACGAAGGCGUUGAGGUCAUCUCACCGAAUGAGUUUGAAAUCGUACUCUAUCUCAAUCAGAUGGGUGUCUUCAAUUUCGUCGAUGAUGGCACACUUCCUGGCUGUGCUGUACUUAAGCUAAGCGAUGGUCGCAAACGUUCCAUGUCCCUGUGGGUGGAGUUCAUCACUGCCUCUGGUUAUCUAUCGUCGCGUAAAAUUCGUGCCCGUUUCCAAACACUGGUGGCUCAGGCAUGUGACAAGAGCAUCUAUCGUGAUAUGGUUAAGAUGAUUGGCGAUACCAGCGAAGUGAAGUUACGGAUACGAGAACGUUUCGUGGUGCAAAUAACGCCGGCCUUUAAGUGCUCGGGCAUUUGGCCAAGAUCAGCCGCACAUUGGCCCAUGCCGCAUAUACCCUGGCCACAUCCCAAUGUUGUGGCCGAAGUGAAGACUGAAGGAUUUGAUCUGCUGUCCAAGGAGAGCAUCAUAAUGCAGAAUAAGAACAAUAAUGCCGCCACCAUGGAGGGUGAUGCAUGGGUCUUGAGCUUUUUUGAGGCCGAGAAACGUUUGCUGCAAGGUGGCUGCCGCCGUCGCUGCCUGAGCAUGCUAAAGACUUUGCGUGAUCGCCAUUUGGAUUUACCUGGCAAUCCGAUCAGCGCCUAUCAUCUAAAGAAUCUCCUCCUCUACGAGUGUGAGAAGCAUCCGCGUGACUUUGAAUGGGAUGAGAGCUGCAUUGCGGAUCGCAUCAAUGGCAUCUUUUUGCAGUUGAUCUCGUGCCUGCAAUAUCGUCGCUGUCCGCAUUAUUUUCUACCCAGUUUGGAUAUGUUUAAGGGUAAAUCGCCCAGUGCCCUGGAGCAGGCGGCCAAACAAGUCUGGCGCUUGACGCGCGAAAUGCUAACCAAUGCGAAUGCAUUCGAGAAGCUGUAAACACGACUCCCAGAGUCCGAGCCAGACCCAAACCCAUAUACGGAUUCAGAUUUAGAUUUAGAUUCACAUCGAAAUGUGUUUAGAUGAUUUGACGGCGAUAGAGAGAUAGAGAGGAAGGGAGGGAGAUGGAGUCAGAUGAAGGAAACAGUAUGAAAAAGUGAUUCAAAAGGUGCUAAAUUUUCAUUGUAGCUCUGGCGAUGGCCCCGUACUGAUAAGCUCCAUGGAGAGACAGAGAGACAGAGAGAGAAAGAGAGAGAGACGUUGCUGCUGCUGCUCCUGCUAGGAGUCUGCCAUUUUGUGCCAUUCAUUCAGUUUCAGUGAGAACGUGUGUGUGUGUGUAUGUCUGAGAGCGCGAGAGAGAGAGAGAGACCAUGCAUGUAUGUGUUUAUGUGAGAGGCAAAAGUGUUAAUGCAAAGAUGCGAGAUAAGCCCACUCCCCAUUCGACUCUUUCCAUUGAGAGACGACCAUUCAGGCAUGACCCGUCGGCUUAUCCUUGCAAAUAUUGUUUUUAAUAACUCUCCGUUU
Messenger RNA from Drosophila willistoni, 1935 nucleotides. RefSeq names its product protein mab-21-like. The transcript has 3 exons. The record is from RefSeq and is a predicted model, not a curated record. Lineage: Eukaryota; Metazoa; Arthropoda; Insecta; Diptera; Drosophilidae. Bases 304 to 1410 code for a protein of 368 amino acids.